Molecule: messenger RNA, 3148 nt
Organism: Conger conger (European conger)
Lineage: Eukaryota; Metazoa; Chordata; Actinopteri; Anguilliformes; Congridae
Exons: 5
Coding region: 220-882 (220 amino acids)
Molecular function (GO): peroxiredoxin activity
Source: RefSeq, a predicted model, not a curated record
CAGAGUUUUUAUUAUUAUUAUUUUUCCGGAAUUGAGUAAUGUUGCCUUUUAGUUAGAAAUGUUCGUGUUUGUAGCUACGUUGUGUUUGCAAAGCUAACAUAAUCGAGGCUAACUACUGAAGUUUCUUGAAUUGAACUUGAAGAUACAAGCUGACAAUGAUUAUCUAGGUUGACGAACGCCAGACUUAGUCUAUUGGGAAAGUGUCAGCGCACAGGAGCCAUGACCUCUGCUAUUACCAGGAAAGCGUUCUCCACGGACUCCCCAGAACAAAUCGGCAGAUAUCCCAUUCCGUACAAGAAGGACCUUCCCUACGAUAUUGUAGAGCUAAUGGAAGAGGUGGAAACCAAGGGUGGGUUUUUGCCCAACGUGUUCAAGGUACUUGCACAUCGGCCAUCAGAGUUUCGAGCAUUUUUCGCCUAUUACAAUGCCUUGAUGAACAAGGAGACAGGAAAACUGACGAAAGCAGACCGGGAGCUCAUUGUGGUGGCAACCAGCAUCCAUAACCGCUGCUUGUACUGCGUGGUUUCACACAGCGCCUUGCACCGCAUCUACUCCAAGAACCCCACGCUGGCCGACCAGGUGACGGUGAACUACCAGAACGCGGAGCUGAGCCCCAGAGAGCGGGCCAUGCUGGACUUCGCCCUGGCCGUUUGCCGCAGCGACGCCAUCGAGGACAGACACUUCCUGGAGCUGGAGGUGCACGGCUUCGACCGGGAGGACGCCUGGGACAUCGCCGCCGUGGCCUCCUUCUUCGCCAUGUCCAACCGCAUGGCGCACGUCACGGACAUGCGCCCCAACACCGAGUUCUACAGCCUGGGCCGCGUGCCCAGGGACAAGGGCAAGGACGGGGGCAAGGAGGGCGGCCAGAGCAAGAGCGACUGAUCUUACGGUCUGAGGACCGGGCGACCCCUCCGGUUCUCAUACGACCCGCGCACCCUUCCUGCUACGUUUAUGAGCCUCACCUUUUCAGUCCCCAGCCCUAUAUCAAGUGUAUCCCCAGAGGUUUUGGCUUUGGUGGAGAAAGUAGAGAAAAUUUAGUAGGGUUUUAGGGGCUCAAAACAAUAGUAUCGCAGUCAUUUUGAUUGGUUGAAACAGCAUAAGUUUGAGAGUGCCAUAUGGCACAGUAGUUACGCUUAAGUCUUGGGACUGAAAGGGUCACAGAGGAAUGUUUUCUGCAAGAUGAUCAGUACUUCACUCAUAUAAUUUAACAUGACGUAGUGUCUAUUUCAUGCAAGCUUUUUUAAGCAUUCAAAUGUUUCACCAAGCUGCUAUACAGUAAAUCAUUUGUAACUCAACAACUGAUAAAAUUGUCUUAACAUGCCAGACAUUACACAUUUAGUCUCAUCCUGCUUUAUUAACUGAAAAUAGCUCCACAAUGAAUGAAGUUGUAUUCAUUCCACUUGUGAAGUCUAUUUUAAAGACUGUUGAGAAAGUGUUCAAAUGAGUAUGCGUAGAGCAUCUUGCUAAUUAAUGAUUUAUUAACCCAUUAUGGACUAAGGUGCCCUAUAGAAAACACAUAGAAAGGCAUGGUAACGGUCAUGUGUCUUGAAAGACGGUCAUAAGAUCAAAUAACGCUUACAUCGCAUCCGUCUGUUAAGGGAGAGGUAACGUGCAGGUUGCAUCAGCCCAUAAGGGGUUAAUUGUCAUUGUCAAACACUGUUGAAAGUUUUUCUUUUUUUUUCUUUCUUCGUUUCUUUUUUUUACUUUGGAUGUAAUGCAUUUUAGCAUACAUUUCCCUCCAAAAGUAUUGGAACAGCAAGGUCAAUUAAUUUGUCUUUGCUAUACACUGAAUUUGAGUUUGAGGUCAAAAGAUGUACAUGACACUGAAAGUUGUGUACAACUUGUAUACUCAAUAGUAGAAGUAAGCCCUUUUGGUCAUGACCCAUGUCUGGAAAAUAAUGGAACUGUAUUCUUGUGUCCACUAGAGGGCCAUAUUUCCUAACUUUUUCCUUCACCAAAAAUGGAAUAUUGAGGUAAUUUUAUGUUCCAUGUAUAUUGACACACAAUCACAUGUACACACAGCUAAUCAAGCUGUUUGACUCCCAAAGACCAUAAGUUGUAAAUAGUGAUCAUCUGAAUUUGUACCAAUAAAUUCACUUGCAGCAUCAAAUACACCAUCGGUAUAUUUGGAUGUCAAAACAGAUGCAUAAAAGGAAACACGCAUUAUACCCACAAUAUAAUGGAUUCCACCAAGUAUCAGGCAAUUUUGGCUGAUAAUCUGCUUGCCUCUAUCACAAGGCUGAGACUUUCUGAGACAAGGAUGUAGGUGAACUUUCCAGCAAGACUAUGACCCAAAUACCUCAAAAUCCUCACAGAAAUGGUUCCCUGACAACAAAAUCUAUGUUCUGCAGUGGCCAUCUCUUGACAGUGGACCUCUUUAUUAGGAAUUAAUACUAAUAGUGGGUAGGGCCUCCCUUUGCUCUCUAAACAGCCUCAAUUGUUGGUGGCAUGGAUUCCACAAGAUGUUGAAAACAUUCCUUUGAGAUUCUGUUCCAUGUUGACAUGAUUGCAUCACACCAUUUCUGCAGAUUUGUCAGCUGCACAUUCAUGCUGCAAAUCUCUCGUUCUACCACAUCCCACAGGUUUUCUAUUGGAUUCAGAUCUGGUGACUGGGAAGGCUACUGAAGAAUAUUGAACUCAUUGUCAUGUUCAUGAGACCAGUUUGUGACAUGGUGCAUUACCAUGCUGGAAGCAGCCAUUAAAAGAUGGGUACAUUGUGGCCAUGAAGGGAUGCACAUGCUCAGCAACAGUACUCAAAUAGGCUGUGAAAUUCAAGUGAUGAUUGAUUGCUAUUAACAGGCUUAAAGUGUGCCAAAGUGUCCUACUUCUGCUCACCUCAAUUGUACAGAGUGGUUAUCUGAGUCCUAGUCUUUCUGUCAGUUCGAACCAUGGCCAUUCUCCGUUGACCUCUCUCAUCAACAAGGCGUUUCUGUCUGCAGAACUGCCACUCGCUGGAUGUUUUUUGUUUUUCACACCUUUCUGAGUAAAAUCUAGAAACUGUUGUGCGUGAAAAUCCCAGGAGAUCAGCAGUUAUUUUAUGCAUGAUUUUAUGCAUUGCACUGCUGCCACACAAUUUGUAGAUUUGAUAAUCACAUGGAUAAGUAAGUGUACAGGUGUUUGUUAUAAAGUGUUCUGUGAGUGUAUAUAA